Labrus mixtus (cuckoo wrasse) is the source of this 5820-nucleotide messenger RNA. It is a transcript of the gene dpysl2b, whose product is annotated as dihydropyrimidinase like 2b. Gene Ontology annotation, molecular function: hydrolase activity, acting on carbon-nitrogen (but not peptide) bonds, in cyclic amides. Bases 315 to 2261 code for a protein of 648 amino acids. The transcript is spliced from 14 exons. The record is from RefSeq and is a predicted model, not a curated record. Lineage: Eukaryota; Metazoa; Chordata; Actinopteri; Labriformes; Labridae. Gene Ontology annotation, cellular component: cytoplasm; cytosol.
GAUGUUGACUCAUGAGUAAGCAAAUCAAAACUGUUUGCUGAUCAGUAGGAGGAUCAUAGACUAAGAAAACAGCGGAUUGUCUCGUAUUUACCUCUAAUAUUUACGGCGUCCCUUUCUCUCUAGUGGGAGUAUUUUCAUGCACCAUUAGCCUUACAUUUUUUUUUGCUCUUUUGUCACAGUGCGACCACCUGCGCGUGAAUCCAGAAAAGGCGGUGGCUGUCCAGGAAAAAAAUAUAAAAGCAGCUGAGUGUGAGCAUCUGUGCAUCUACUCCCCGGGAAACCUUACCUCUCCCCCCCUCCAAAGCCAGUAAGGCAUGUCGACCGCCGGGGAAGUACCAGCCUUUUUUAAGAGCAUGGGUUCUGACAGCCCAGCCAGGCCGAGGCAGCAGUUCUGUGGCAUGUUUUGCCCGGUGGAAGGCUCCUCGGACAGCAAGACGCUGGACUUUGAUGCCUUCUCGGCGUGCAAAGGAAAGCGUGACAGCCGAGUCAUUGACCGGCAGACCGACAUCUCUCAGCCGAAGAAGGUGGAGAUCCGGGAGAGCACCGGGAAGGAAGCUCUGCAGAAUUUGGAUAAUAAGAGGAGCGACCGUCUCCUGAUCAAAGGGGGGAAGAUCGUGAACGAUGACCAGUCCUUCUGUGCUGACAUUUACAUGGAGGAUGGAGUCAUCAAACAAAUUGGGGAAAAUCUCAUUGUUCCCGGAGGGGUAAAAACCAUCGAUGCCCACGGCCGCAUGUUAUUGCCGGGUGGCCUCGACGUGCACACGCGUUUCCAGAUGCCGGAUCGAGGCAUGACGUCUGCUGAUGACUUCUACCAGGGGACCAAGGCCGCUUUAGCCGGAGGAACCACCAUGAUCAUUGACCACGUGAUCCCUGAGCCUGGCGUCAGCCUCAUCUCGGCCUUCGAGCAGUGGCGCGAAUGGGCCGACAGCAAGUCUUGCUGCGACUACUCGCUGCACGUCGACAUCACUGAGUGGCACAAAGGCAUCCAGGAGGAGAUGGAGGCGCUGGUGAAGGAUCAUGGUGUCAACUCCUUCCUGGUCUACCUGGCUUAUAAAGAUGUGUUCCAGCUCACUGACGCUCAGGUGUACGAGGUGUUCAGUGUGAUCCGGGAUUUGGGAGCCAUUGCUCAGGUGCACGCAGAGAACGGAGACAUCGUGGCUGAGGAGCAGCGCAGGAUCCUGGAGCAAGGGAUCUCUGGGCCUGAGGGACAUGUGUUGAGCCGUCCUGAGGAGGUGGAGGCGGAGGCUGUUAACCGCUCUGUGACUGUGGCCAAUCAGACCAACUGCCCACUCUACAUCACCAAGGUGAUGAGCAAGAGCGCUGCUGAUGUCAUCGCUCAGGCCAGGAAGAAAGGAACUGUGGUCUAUGGAGAGCCAAUCACUGCAAGCCUGGGAACAGACGGUUCUCACUAUUGGAGCAAGAACUGGGCUAAAGCCGCCGCCUACGUCACGUCCCCUCCCCUGAGCCCCGACCCGACCACGCCCGACUAUCUCAACUCCCUGCUCUCCUGCGGUGACCUUCAGGUGACAGGAAGCGCACACUGUCCCUUUAACACGGCCCAGCGUGCUGUUGGCAAAGACGACUUUAGCUUGAUUCCUGAAGGCGUCAACGGCACUGAGGAGAGGAUGUCCAUCAUCUGGGACAAGUGUGUGGUGACGGGUAAGAUGGAUGAAAACCAGUUUGUGGCAGUGACCAGCACCAACGCCGCCAAAAUCUUCAACCUUUACCCCCGUAAGGGUCGUAUCGCUGUGGGUUCAGACGCUGACCUGGUGCUGUGGGACCCAGACAUCACCAAGAUAAUCUCAGCCAAGAGCCACAACUCGACUGUGGAGUACAACAUCUUUGAAGGCACAGAGGUGCGUGGUGGGCCUCUUGUGGUGAUCAGCCAGGGCAAGAUCGUCUUGGAGGAAGGGACCCUCCACACCACUGAGGGCUCAGGACGCUUCAUGGCCCGGAAACCUUUCCCUGACUACGUUUACAAGAGGAUAAAAGCUCGCAGCAGGCUGGCUGAGCUUAGAGGUGUACCCAGAGGACUGUACGAUGGUCCCGUCUGUGAGGUGUCAGUUACCCCAAAAACUUUGACUCCUUCCACCUCUGCCAAGACCUCACCUGCCAAGCAGCCCAACCAGCCUGUCCGUAACCUGCACCAGUCUGGAUUCAGCCUAUCUGGUGCUCAGGCUGAUGACAACAUUCCUCGCAGGAACACCCAGCGCAUCGUGGCACCACCCGGUGGCAGGGCGAACAUCACCAGCCUGGGUUAGAGCUCCGUCCUCAGCUGCAGAGGAGGAAAACAAAGCUUUGAGGAAGGACGUCCUGAAGGAGCUGAGAGGUCGAGAAACCCCGUAAUGAGACCAUGGAGCCGAACUCUUCACAGCCCCUGGAACGGACAUCUGUCAGCCUCGAACUUUCACCUCCUCCUUCGCAGCUUUUCCACACACCCACUCUCCUCCCCAAAACCUGAUCUUAGAGGACACAGUUAGAAACAAAAAAACAACAACAAAAAAAAGGUCUGCCUCUUUUGAUGGAAAAAGAGAAAAAAAUGAAAACACUCCUUAUUUGAGCACUUUUGAUUAUUUUGUUUUUUUAUACUGUAUUUUUUUCCCUGCCAUGUGUACUUUUCAUGUUUGUUUUACUGUUGUUUUAUAGAGGGAUCAAGUGAGACUAAACUGAAUUAUUACAGUUAAGAAAAGUGGAUGAUUUCCAUGCAGAAUGUCGGUUGUAUUUCCAGUUUUUGUUUUCAUCGUAGGAGUAAUUUAAAUGGAGCGUGGGUACAAAAUGAGUAUUGUUUUUCUUGCUUUUCAUUAAUAGGCCCGAGCUGUCGGUCACCUGAGGUUAAACAGUCUCACACCUAAUUCCUUUAACCAGAACUUCCUUCAAGCUGUUGGCUUUCUGUGACUGUAAGUUGCAUUGAAUUUGCUACACUAUCCGAUGUCACUUCAUCUGUCACACACAGCUACCCAAAUUACUAAAAGAAAUGAACGGGCUUUAGAUUUAAAAAUAUGUAACAAAACAGCAAUCCUUCAUAAGGGUUAUAAACUCUCACUGCACUGGCUCUCAUGUAAUGUUUUCCCACCUGUGGCUGUGCAAAAGUACAAAAGUGAAAAACCAUACUUCAUAUUUGGCAGCUGCCUUAGAGAUGUGAGUCUCAUAGAGCAGGAGGAGCUUUGGCAGGUAUUUAACAGAGCAUUUCAUUGCUUUGCAUCAGGGUACAGUGGAGAGAAUUGAAGGAAAGAUCACAAGAGGAAGAGGAAGUUGUAUUUGGUGUCAUUUCAAACUGAACCUUUCCUUGCCUUAUCUCUUAACGCCAUCACAUUAGAGACGUUUUUAGAAGUGCAAGAAAGGUGCCAUAACUACGCAGCAGUCUUAUUCUUUCCAGCUUCUUUUGCAUUCCUGUGAGUCAUAAAAAGGUCCAGCAUUUUUUUUUUGAUUGACAGCUGCUGAAGCACCUGACAACCGCUCAUCACCAAGCAGUGCAUUUACACACAGAAUGUUUCUCCUCCUCCACAUGGGACUGUUUUAUACUCAUCUGAACUCCCUCUUUUCCUUUCUACUCUUUAUGUGCCUGAAACCCACAGAAGUUGUACUGAUAGUUAGAUCUUUUCUUGUGUUAUUGUUCUUUUUGAGGUAAGUGAAGGUUGUAAGAUAAAAAGAUGUAAAAUAGCCAGGAUUAACCGAUUCAAAGGUGCCAGAUUUUGCGAUUUCGUGGGGCCUAUUCUGUCGGUAGAGCCCCUGUAAAGACGAAAAAACGCUCGAUAUCUUGAAAUGUUAUAAUGUUUUAGAGUUUUUAACUUGUUGUCAAACUGCUUUUUAGUGUCAUUCUGUAACUAGGUGCCUAAGGGCUGAGCACUAUUGAUUUACGCUUGAAAGUAGACAUGAGCUAAUGUACUUCUGACUAGUGUUCAGUGUUGAUGUGUGAGGGAUGGGACACGCACGGCCGGCUCCUGUUCUGCACUAUUUUCUGUUGUGGACGGGACGUCCCCCCCUGGGCUGAGCCCCCAUGAGCUCCGGUUCCUUUUUGAAGGAUCUGGUUUUCAUUAAGCCAAGCAUCUGAUUUCCUCUGUUAGUUCUUGUGUCAACAAGGUCUUGGCCACCAAUCACCAUAUUUCUGCAGCCCCCUUUCCCCCCACUCACAGCACAGAAAGGCUCACGCUAACACAGACUUAGCAAGGGGUCGGUUACAUAAAUGUACAGUAAGUCUGGGCUAUAUUUCAACCUGGCCUUGCAUUCUUUAGACUUGUAUGAUGAAAAACAGCUCCUGCAUAAAUAUUUGCACACAUAUUCUAAGUCAAAGGAUUGUUAAAGACCCACUUCUUGUACUAGCAUAAAGAUAGCUUUAGCUUGUGUUAGCUGAUGGAAAUGCAUCGUUGUCACAAGGCUUAGGUUUGGCAUUAAAUGAAUACUGACUUAAAAUUAGAUCAUAGUUAGAAGGUUUAGGGAGAAGAGUAAGCUACAUACAUACAUACAUAGAAAUAAAAAUUACCCAGCACCUUGUUCUCGAGCUUUUUUUCUCCCUCUGAUCAACCUGGAAGCGUAGAAGGUGAACUCUGUCAGCGUAACAAAUUGUACAUGUAUUUAAAGAAUCCAAAGACAGAGAAAUGUAACAAAUGCAUGUCUCGGAGGCGUUCAAAGAUGAAACAGGAUAGGAAUGGGAAACUGGAACAUGACUAACAUGGCAAAUUACACACCACACAACAAGAUUUUUGAAGUCAGAAGUGAGGGAUUAGAUCCCUCUUGCCUGGGUGAUGCUUCCGUCAUCUCCCUUUUUUAACAUUGUAUUGAUACUCCUAGCUCAUUGGAGCUUCCCUCUCUUCUUCUACACACUUCUCACUACUUUUACACUAACUUUGGGCGGGCGUGUAUACGGGUAAAGUCCACAGACACAGAUACAGUUUGGCAGCAGGCGUAGCCCUCAUGAGAGUAAAGGCAUGCUUGUAUUUUCCUCCUCACUCCUUCCUUUCACUUUCCUUCUGUCCCUCCCUCCCUCCCUUUUGCUCUCUCAUUUUCAUUCAUGCCCUCUCUCCUUGCCACCCCCCCUCUCUCCUGGCUCCUUGUUGUUUCUUGCUGUUGCCAUAGUGACAGACCCCUCCACUCUCGCAGGGUUCUGCUUUUUUGUUUGUCAUGGCAACGCUUGUCAGAUUGGAGGUUGCUACUAGCAACCCAUCCUGACCUGGCGCUAUUAGUACAGCUUAGCGCCUGCACACACACACACAGACACACAGGUUUUUGUAAUUAUUCUAUUUAAUCCUGUGCUGAGUUGCUUAAAAUUCAGAAUCCUCUGCUGCUAUGAAAAGAAUCUAUUAGCAGUGAGAGCACACUACACACAAACACAUACACACACAUCACACACACACCAAACCCUUGCUAAAGAAAUGAGUGGGCUAUAAAGAAGAGCUCCUUGUAUCCUCGACGUGUCCCAUGCCUCCCCGAUCACUCAGACACACACUUAUACUCCUGUAAUGCUCUGUCAGCUUGGAUGCUUUUUCUAUGCCAUAUUAUGCUAAUGAUAUAUGAGUGAUAUGUAUGUACGCACCGUGCUGCAGACUGAGAGAAGCUUACUUCUGCUCUGAGGUUGCUGAUGCUGAUGUUGAACUCCGUCUUACCCCUCUGAGCCUUCUCGUCCCCCCCCCCCGCUCUCUGUAAGCUCCCACCACCCCCCUCCCUUUGUGAAAGUGAAACUGUGUGAUGGUAUUUGUCUCGGUGGCUGUGGGGUUUCUGGGAUGCUUGCUCACUGUGGAAAACGUGUCAAAUCCCACAAAUGGUGAUGUAAAAAAACAACAACAAGGAUUCAAAGAAUAAAAAAAGAGGAAAGAAAAAAGGGAA